Molecule: messenger RNA, 1953 nt
Organism: Paramecium tetraurelia
Lineage: Eukaryota; Ciliophora; Oligohymenophorea; Peniculida; Parameciidae
Exons: 4
Source: RefSeq, a predicted model, not a curated record
AUGAAAGGAAAAUUAGUAUAAUCCUUAAUCAAUCUAUUUCCAAAUCAACAUUAGGAAAAAUUAAUCAAAUGUGUGUUUAUAAUAGGAUUUGAUAAGCUUAUAAAAAAGGGUUUUCUAUUAAAUGGUAAACCUAAGCUUCAAGAAAUAAUAGAUUAUUCAAUUAAAUUGGAAAAAAGCGGAAGAUUAGACUUUGCUGAAUAACCUUGCGAUGUAAAACAUGAGUUGGAUCAUCUAAAGGAUGAAAUAAGUAGGUUGACUUCAUAAAUAUAAUAUAAUAACUCAAUGAUUCAAAAAUAAACCCAAAGAAGCUAUGAAAGGUUAAUAUUAUAGAAUGUUUCCCCUCAAUAUGAUGAAAGAAAAAGGUCUGUAUCAGUUGGAUAUAAAUAAUAAUAGCAAUAAUUGAUUAAAAAAAAAACUAAAGAAAUAACUCCGAAAAUUACAGAAACUAUUCCUUAGACAAUUAAUCAAAUUAAUAUUACAAUUUCCAAACAUCAUUUAGAUGAUACAGAAAUAAAGUCAGUAAUGAGAGAUGAUUAAAUAAGAAUAAAACCUCCUAAGCCUAGCAAACUGAAUUAGGAUUAAAUUUUCAAAAAACAUAAUCAGAUUGAAUAUCAGUGCAUAGACACAGAAGAACAUCCCACAUAUAUAGAUACUGAGAGUGUGCCUAUGAAGGAAUAUUGCAUUCCUUAAAUUCUUUAAUACUCAAAUCUAUAAAGUAGUUAGUUUUCAUAGAAUCAUUAACAACAAGAGUUAUAACAACAAGCAUAGUCUAACCAGUUAUAAUAACAAUCAUUUAAUUAAUUGCAACCAACCUAGAUAUAAUAACUGAAAUAAUCUUAAGUUUCGUAUUAGUCAAAUACAAGGUAGAGUGAUCAUUAAACCCAUAAUACAAAUUAAACUUUUUCAUAGCCUUAUUCAAGCUAAAAGCAUUGUGUUCAACCUUCUAAAUCUCCAAAUAGUUAAUCAAAAUCUAGGAGUAAAUCUCCAAAAUUUAAGAAAUAAAAAAAGCAAACUUGUAAAAACAAUUUAGACACUGUACAUGAAGAAAGUUUUACAAUAGCAAAACAUUAAAGCAGUCAUUCAGCUUCAUCCAAGGGAAGGGGAUCCCACAGAUAAUAAAAAGCUCAAUAAAAUAAUCAAGCUGUAUCUAAGAUUAAAGCACUUUUGGAUUAAGAUAAGAAAAUAUACAAAUAGCACUUAUUAGAUAUGGCAAGUGAGAGAAGAUCGUUCUUAAAUAAUUCUGAAAAGAUGAAAAGAAUUUAAGAAGAAAAUGUAACGGGCAAAAGCUAAUCAAAAUAUUAAGAAACUAGCGAUUAGUUGAAUAAAAGAACUCUUACAAAUAAUAGUUUUUAUAAAUAGUAAUAAAACGAGUAAAUUUCACCGUUGUUAGAUUCAGAAUCUAAAGGUCAAGGUCUAGAUCCAUUAAAUCAGUUUUAAGGGUCAUAUUCAAUGACAAGUUCAAAUCGUGUUGGGAAUUACAUCAUUAAUCCGCAUUAAUAAGAUAAUAUACUAAUUUAUGGCAAAUACAAAUAAUCAAUAUUUGAUCAGUACUCUCCUAAAGUAAAAUAUUAAGCAAGACCCUAAAGUGUGGGUAAAUAAUUGGAGAGUGACUUUAAAAGAUCGAAUGAUUUCAAUAGGAGUUCAUUUAGUAGUACAUUUUCAAUGUUUAAUCCAAACGAGGAGUUGAAGAUAUUCUUUUAGAAUGAUUUUCUUGAAAGGAAGAGAUAUUUCCCUUAAGGGUAUAGUGAUAUGACAAAAUAAUCAUCUCUAAAUUCCUCGUAAGAUUAUAAUUAGCAUUAAAGCAAAUAUAUUAGCACAAGUCAAAUUGAAGAUCAGCAGAACUAAAGUAAGAACGUAUUUAGUCCUCAAUAAUAUUAAAAUGUUGAUAAGUCAAAUGUCUUCAAUAAUAAUAGGCUUAGUGUAACUAGAAUACUAAACAAUUCAUAAAUAUGA